AUUUCCCUCUCUCACUCCUCACUCCUCACUCAUUCCCCAAUUAAUGCGCGCACACUGAGAAAACUGUGCGGAUCGACUAGCUUGUGCGUUAGGUGAUUGGAAGGGUCUCAGUGAUUGGUUUGGUGGAGUUGGUUCUAAGCUCGUUCACUAGAUUUUGUGCUACGAAGUUCCUGACUAUUACGUAAAAGACAAUGGCAGAGAUGGGUGAUAAAGACAUGGGUAUCACCCAAAUUAGCCUUGGAGGGCUAGAGAAUAAUGUCACAGCUAAGAUGCUUUCGGACUACCUUGAAGAUAAUGUUGGAAUUGUCUGGAGGUGUCGAGUCAAGACUUCCUCAACUCCCCAGGACUCGUAUCCAAGUUACGAGAUUGACACUGAGAGGGUGCAGAGAAAAAUUGAAUACGAGAAGGUUGUGCCUCAUGCUUUUGUGCAUUUUGCAGUUGCACAUUCAUCAGCAUUGGCAAUAAAAUUAUCAGGUUCUGGAGACCUUAGAUUGGGCAGAAAUACAUUGAAGGUUAGUAUGGGGCCACAAAAUCCUUUCCGUUUGAGAGAGAGGAGAAGAACUACAGCGCCCUAUAAGGUACCAGAUGUCAGCAUUGAGAUUGGGGCUAUGAAGAGCCGGGAUGAGUUUGUUGUUGGGUGGAGGGGGCCUCGUACAGGUGUUGAUUUUCUUGUUGAUCCAUUCAAUGGGACGUGCCAAAUUCUUUUUACAAAGGAUACUGCAUUCUCCCUGAGAGGUGAAGCCAGGCCGGCUGUAAUAAAAUGCAAUUUCAAGAUUGAGUUCGUACCUAGGGAAAUAAAUGAAAUCAAGCGCUACAAAGAUUUUUCUUCCUUGGUAGUUUUAUUUCAGCUGGCUUCAUCACCUCAGCUUUACUAUAGAACUGCAGAUGAUGACAUUGAAGUAUCAGUGCCGUUUGAUUUGUUGGAUGAUGAUGAUCCAUGGAUACGCACGGCAGAUUUUGUUCCCAGUGGGGCAAUUGGUAGGUGUAACACUUACCGAAUUUCUGCCCGACCUAGAAACCUUAAACAAGUUGAGAAUGCAUUGGGAUAUCUACAAAACCGCAGAGUGCCGAUUGUGAAUAGCAGCCCACAAGAGCGCCUCCGAGUGCAGGAUGAGCCUGAUUUUGGGGUGCCAAUGUCAGAUCCAUUUUUUUGCUUUGAGUUCAAGGAAGGUCUGAAUUUCAAGGUCAUGUUUAUGGUGAAUGCUGUUGUGCACAAAGGCAUAAUCAAUCAACACCAGAUGUCAAAGGAGUUCUUUGACCUGUUGAGAAGUCAAUCAGAGGAGCUCAAUUUGGUUGCCCUUAAGCACAUGUAUUCCUACAAGCGUCCCAUUUAUGAUGCUUACAGGGCUUUGGAUUCUGUGAGAAAAUGGCUGAUUAAAAAUCCUAAACUCCUUCAGAGGCCAGAGCAGAUGGAUGAUGUUGUUGAAGUUAGAAGAUUGGUCAUAACUCCAUCGAAAGCCUAUUGUCUUCCACCUGAGGUUGAACUGUCGAACAGAGUAUUAAGAAACUACAAAAAUAUCUCUGAUCGGUUCCUACGAGUAACUUUCAUGGAUGAAGCAAUGCAGACCCUUAACAAAAAUGUGCUCACGUACUACGCUGCUCCAAUUGUUAGGGAAAUCACGUCAAAUCUCAACCCGCAAAGGACCACUAUGUUCAAACGGGUGAGGGAUAUUUUAUACAAUGGGUUCCAUUUGUGUGGUCGAAGAUACUCUUUUCUGGCCUUCUCCUCAAAUCAACUGAGGGACCGUUCAGCCUGGUUCUUUGCUGAAGACAGCAACACUAGUGUUGACCUCAUCAAAAAAUGGAUGGGGAAAUUCACUGAUCGCAAUGUUGCGAAAUGUGCCGCAAGAAUGGGACAGUGUUUCUCUUCAACUUAUGCUACAGUUGAAGUUCCUUUUGCACAAAUUAAUUCGAGGCUUCCUGACGUUGUGAGAAAUGACUAUGUAUUCUCUGAUGGAAUAGGCAUGAUAUCUGUUGAUCUUGCAAAAGAAGUUGCAGAGAAAUUGCAGCUGAAUACGAAACAACCCUGUGCUUACCAGAUAAGAUAUGCAGGCUUCAAAGGUGUUGUUGCAUGUUGGCCUGCUAAAAACAAUGGACCACGCUUGCAACUCCGUCCAAGUAUGAAGAAAUUCGAUUCAGUUCACACAACACUUGAGAUUUGUUCUUGGACCCGAUUCCAGCCAGGUUUCCUGAAUCGUCAAAUUGUGACUCUACUGUCAGCUUUAGAAGUCCAUGAUGAAAAGUUCUGGAGAAUGCAGGAAUUAAUGGUAUCAAGACUUGAUCGCAUCCUCGAAGACCCAGACAUGGCAUUUGAUGUGCUUACAGCUUCAUGCACUGAUCAAGGGAAUACAGCAGCGAUGAUGUUAGCUGCUGGUUUCAGGUCUCACAGUGAACCUCACCUACGAGGGAUGCUGACUAGCAUUAGGGUUUCCCAGCUUGGUGACCUUAGGGAGAAGUCCAGAAUUUUUGUCCACUCUGGGAGGUGGUUGAUGGGAUGUUUAGAUGAGCUCGGUGCUCUUGAAUAUGGUCAGUGCUUCAUUCAGGUCUCAAAGCCAUCUUUAGAAGAUUGUUUUGCGAAUCAUGGAUCAGCGUUUUCUGAGACCAAGAAAAACCUAGAAGUGAUCAAGGGCCUUGUAGUGAUUGCUAAAAACCCGUGUCUGCACCCUGGAGAUGUGCGGAUUCUGGAGGCAGUUGAUGUUCCUGGGCUCCAUCAUCUUUAUGAUUGUCUUGUCUUCCCUCAGAAGGGAGAGAGACCGCAUGCAAAUGAAGCAUCUGGUAGUGAUCUGGAUGGAGAUCUCUAUUUUGUUACGUGGGAUGAUACUCUUAUUCCUCCGAGCAAGAGAAGCUGGACGCCAAUGGACUAUGAGCCUGGGGAAGUAAAGCGCAAGCCACGUGAAGUGACGCACUCGGACAUCAUUGAAUUUUUCACGAAGAACAUGGUGAACGAAAGUCUGGGUACCAUCUGCAAUGCUCACGUGGUUCAUGCUGAUCUCAGUGAAUCUGGGGCAUUGGAUGAGAAGUGCAUUAAGUUGGCUGAGCUUGCAGCCAUUGCUGUUGACUUCCCCAAAACAGGAAAGAUUGUGUCUAUGCCUCCAGAUCUGAAGCCACAGAUGUAUCCGGACUUCAUGGGGAAAGAAGAGCUUCAGUCGUACAAAUCAGCUAAGAUCUUAGGCAAGCUGUACCGUAGAGUCAGAGAUGCUUAUGACCUAGAUUACGAAGCUUCUUCCCAACUGACAUACCCUGCAGAGCACAUCUUCUAUGAUCAAGAACUUGAAGUUGCAGGUUCAAAAGAUUUUAUUGCUGAUGCAUGGAGCUGCAAGUGUUCUUAUGAUGGACAGUUGAUCGGCCUCUUAGGACAGUACAAAGUGAAUAGUGAAGAUGAGGUCGUCACUGGACACAUAUGGUCCAUGCCCAAGUUCAGUAGUAAAAAACAAGGGGAGCUGAAGGAAAGACUGAAGCAUGCCUAUAGUGCCCUCAGGAAGGACUAUAGGAAAAUUUUUGAGUGCAUGGGCCCUGAAUUUGACCAGCUCCCCGACCAUGAGAAGAAUGCUCUUUAUGAGCAAAAGGCAUCGGCUUGGUAUGAGGUUACAUAUCACGAAAGUUGGGUGAAAAAGUCCAAGGAGCUGCAGGAGAUGGAUGAUUCCGGGAAGACAGUUUUGUUGAGCUUUGCUUGGAUAGCGGCUGAUUAUCUUGCUCGGAUGAAAAUCAGGCGCAGAAGGAUGGAAAACGCAAUCUCCAACAAGCCCAUCGAUUCUUUGGGCAGGUACCUGGCUGAUAAAAUCUGAUUCAGGUCUAUUAGCAUGUCUUGAGGUUCUUGUUUCUUGAUCAUAUGGCUCUAAGGCCACUCUGCCGCUUAUGGAAGUUAGUAUCUGCCCUGCACAAAGCCCCAGUUUUGCACGGGCAUGCUAUCCUCCUCUACUGUUUUGCUUUUGUUUCUUUGAAGCUAGCUAUUUGAAGUUGCUCUUGUUAUAUGGAUUUGCCCAAUACAAUGGAUCUGUAAUAUUUCUCAAGGCUUAUGUUUAUGAGUUUGUCACUGGUUUUUUACGAA
Molecule: messenger RNA, 4048 nt
Organism: Salvia hispanica
Lineage: Eukaryota; Viridiplantae; Streptophyta; Magnoliopsida; Lamiales; Lamiaceae
Gene: RDR6
Product: RNA-dependent RNA polymerase 6
Biological process (GO): siRNA processing
Cellular component (GO): nuclear RNA-directed RNA polymerase complex
Molecular function (GO): RNA-directed RNA polymerase activity
Source: RefSeq, a predicted model, not a curated record